UGAAUUAAUGACCUAGAAAAUCGCAAACACUACCACUUUUUUACACUUAGCACGAACUUUAAUUGUUGCCAAAAAAUCACGAACUUUGAUUCACUUUUCACAUUUGUCGUCCGCGACAUUUUCCAUCCAUUUUUACUGACGUGACCCGAUAUACUUCGAUGGAAGACCAGCCAAUUAGCAUGGUUUAGUCCGGUCCAACGUAAAAAUUGGCCCAAUUGGAAACCGUACGGACCGGUACGUUCAGCAGUCUCCGGCGGAUUAAUCCGUCGAGAAGGGGGCGAGAAGGAGUCCACCGGCGACUGUCAGACCCUCUCUGAAGCCCUAUAUACUCUCCCUCGCUCUCCGUCUGCCACGCUGUCUCUGCCGGUGGAUGGGGCACAGUGCGAUAAAGAUUGGAGCUUAAUCUCGUCGAGCUGUGAUUUCUAUAGGCUGGUAACUGCUCGGGACCGGCAGUUUUAAUUGGAACCCGAACUCAAGAAGGGGAAGCUCUUGUCUCUGCACGCGGAAGAAGAGGAGGAGGGAUGGUGUUCGGGCAGGUGGUGAUUGGUCCACCGGGGUCCGGCAAGACCACCUACUGUAAUGGCAUGUCCCAAUUCCUCCAGCUCAUUGGAAGAAAAGUUGCUGUUGUCAACUUGGAUCCUGCCAAUGAUAUAUUGCCUUAUGAGUGUGCUGUGAACAUAGAGGAACUGAUUAAGUUGAGUGAUGUUAUGUCCGAGCACUCUCUUGGUCCUAAUGGAGGCCUCGUAUACUGCAUGGAUUAUCUAGAAAAGAAUAUCGACUGGUUGGAAUCUAAGCUGAAACCUCUUGUAAAAGAUCACUAUCUGCUUUUUGAUUUUCCUGGCCAGGUGGAACUAUUUUUUCUUCACGCCAAUGCCAAGAGAGUUAUUGAGAAACUAAUAAAGAAGUUGAACCUCCGGUUGACUGCUGUACAUUUAGUCGAUGCCCAUCUAUGCAGUGAUCCAGGAAAAUAUAUUAGUGCUUUGCUUCUCUCGUUAUCAACAAUGUUACAUUUGGAACUCCCACACAUUAAUGUUCUAUCCAAGAUUGAUCUGAUUGAGAGCUACGGAAAGCUAGCUUUUAAUCUUGAUUUCUACACGGAUGUGCAAGACUUGUCCUAUUUACAGUACCAUCUAGACCAAGAUCCUCGGUCUGCAAAGUACAGGAAGCUCACAAAAGAGUUGUGCGAGGUGGUAGAAGAUUAUAGUCUUGUCGACUUCACAACCUUGGACAUUCAGGAUAAGGAGAGUGUGGCGAAUCUUGUGAAGCUGAUCGAUAAGAGCAAUGGGUAUAUAUUUGCUGGCGUCGAACCGAGUGCUGUGGAAUUCAGCAAGAUUGCUGUUAGGCCUGUAGACUGGGACUACUACAGAGUUGCAGCAGUGCAAGAGAAGUACGUCAAGGAUGAUGGGAACUUCGACGACGGUGACAACUGAAAGCCCCUAUUGAAGUGCCCGUAUUCUCAGGCUCUGUUUCGACUGUUUCAUCGUACUCUGCCCAAUAGAAAGUUCUGAUCAAGCCAAUGCUACAUUGUUCUGAAGUGCUUGAAGACAGUCAAGGAGAGGGGUGGGUAGUAGACAAAAGAGGCUUCCUUUCACCAACUUCAACCUUAUAACUUGACUUGAGAGCAGUGUCUUGUAAAUUGAUCGGUAUAUCACCAACCCCCGUUUUUAUCUCUCUGUUAUUGGGAUUGUUAUAUUUAAAUCCUUACAUCACCAAAAGAAAUUGAAAUUGUGGCUCGCGGGAAGGUGGAGUCGGUUUUGAAAAGUUUGAUGUUUGUGGAAUCUCUUCACUAUAGUUGGUUUCAAUCUCGAAGGCUUUAUAUGGACCUUUCCGAUGCGAGAAAUUGACUGUUUCUUGCAAAGGAGCCGGCAAGGCUAUGAAGCCUCAACUUCAAAAUUCUUUCCUUUUUGUGAAAGUGAUUGCCGUUCUAUGUACCAAUGAUGGCUGGUCCAUCUAUAUAAACAAAGCGAAUUGCAAGCUCAUAUGUUGGAGCAA
This is a messenger RNA of Punica granatum (pomegranate), 1992 nucleotides long. The record is from RefSeq and is a predicted model, not a curated record. NCBI's taxonomy places the organism in Eukaryota, Viridiplantae, Streptophyta, Magnoliopsida, Myrtales, Lythraceae.